AUGGACAGUCAAGUGGAGUGUUUUAAUGUUUGGCUGGGCCACACUGCUAAAUACAUCAUUUAUUGGCUUAAGGACAGUCAAGUGGAGUGUUUUAAUGAUUGGCUGGACCACACUGGUAAAUACAUCAUUUAUUGGCCUAAGGACAGUCAAGUGGAGUGUUCUAAUGAUUGGCUGGGCCACACUCCUAAAUACAUCAUUUAUUGCCUUAAGGAUAGUCAAGUGGAGUGUUUUAAUGAUUGGCUGGGCCACACUGCUAAAUACAUCAUUUAUUGGCUUAAGGACAGUCAAGUGGAGUGUUUUAAUGAUUGGCUGGGAGACACUGCUAAAUACAUCAUUUAUUGGCUUAAGGACAGUCAAGUGGAGUGUUUUAAUGAUUGGCUGGGAGACGCUGCUAAAUACAUCAUUUAUUGGCUUAAGGACAGUCAAGUGGAGUGUUCUAAUGAUUGGCUGGGCCACACUGCUAAAUACAUCAUUUAUUGGCUUAAGGACAGUCAAGUGGAGUGUUUUAAUGAUUGGCUGGGCCACACUGCUAAAUACAUCAUUUAUUGGCUUAAGGACAGUCAAGUGGAGUGUUUUAAUGAUUGGCUGGGCCACACUCCUAAAUACAUCAUUUAUUGCCUUAAGGAUAGUCAAGUGGAGUGUUUUAAUGAUUGGCUGGGCCACACUGCUAAAUACAUCAUUUAUUGGCUUAAGGACAGUCAAGUGGAGUGUUUUAAUGAUUGGCUGGGAGACACUGCUAAAUACAUCAUUUAUUGGCUUAAGGACAGUCAAGUGGAGUGUUUUAAUGAUUGGCUGGGCCAUACUGCUAAAUACAUCAUUUAUUGGCUUAUGGACAGUCAAGUGGAGUGUUUUAAUGAUUGGCUGGGCAAUUCACCGGACCUAAACUCAACUGAUAACUUAUGGGUUACUAUGAAACAAAAAUUACGUAACUUGGACACUUCUUCUCUACCUAAGGUCAAGGCAGCCAUUUGUGAUAAUAUGGACAAAUGUAGACCCCACUAG
This is a messenger RNA of Homarus americanus (American lobster), 1002 nucleotides long. RefSeq lists its product as uncharacterized. The transcript has a single exon. Bases 1 to 1002 code for a protein of 333 amino acids. The record is from RefSeq and is a predicted model, not a curated record. NCBI's taxonomy places the organism in Eukaryota, Metazoa, Arthropoda, Malacostraca, Decapoda, Nephropidae. Gene Ontology annotation, molecular function: nucleic acid binding.